Molecule: messenger RNA, 985 nt
Organism: Archocentrus centrarchus (flier cichlid)
Lineage: Eukaryota; Metazoa; Chordata; Actinopteri; Cichliformes; Cichlidae
Exons: 5
Coding region: 119-985 (288 amino acids)
Biological process (GO): T cell receptor signaling pathway; regulation of cytokine production
Cellular component (GO): external side of plasma membrane
Molecular function (GO): signaling receptor binding
Source: RefSeq, a predicted model, not a curated record
UUAAGGUGACUGAUGAUUGAUUCAUGAUCCGUUUGUUGGUGAUCAGCUCUGAAACACGGAGCCCGACAAGCUUUUUUCUUUCAGUAACUUCAGCUCCUUUGUUAUCGCGCACGUGUUUAUGGCCCCACCCUCAGGAAGAACAAAAACAAUCAGAGCGAGCAGCUGUAAACAACCUGCUGUCACACUCGGAGACUUUCGGCUUUAUUUAAAAACUAGUCCGGUUUUAAUCUUGGAUAUUCUGCUGUCCUCGGGAAUCCCAGCAUCCUUUGGAUAUUUAGAAAACUUUGAAGAUUCGCAUCAACAGAAAAAUGAGGCGGAAAUGGCUGCUGGAGCUGAGCUGCAGUUUGCAGCCACCGUCUGCAGCCUGCUGUCACAGAUGGAUUCUCUCGAGGCUCUCCUCUGUUUGUCUCUAAUUGCUGCAUCUGUAGCUCUGCAGCAGGAUGUGCAGGCAAAGCUUAGAGAGAAUGCCACUCUUCAGUGUCAGAUUCCCAAACAUGAAACCAUCUCAGUGCUGAAGUGGAGCAGAGCUGACCUGAGCACAGACGGCUACGUCUACUUCUACAGGAACAGGCGCUCCUAUGAAAACUACCAGCAUCCAUCUUUCCACGGCCGAGUGAAGCUGAGGAACCCGGAGAUGAAGGACGGAGAUGUUUCUCUGAUCCUGAAGAACGUCACGUUUAAUGACACUGGGAUAUAUGAGUGUCACAUAGCAGUGAGGAACUCUGGGAGCAGUAACAGAGCUCACUCUGAAAUAAAUCACUUUAUCAACCUCACAGUCACAGGUGAAACACAUAAAAACAUGUUGGAGCAGAACGCCAACGAAGGAGAACAUUCAGAUGGAAACAUGAAUGAUGCUCUAGAAGUAGAAACAAUGACUGUUGUGAUGGUGCUUCCUGCUGUUGUUGCUGCUGCUGUUGUUGUUACUGGUGGUGUGGGGUUUUUGCUGAAAAACAACCCUUUUCAAGAUAGCAACCGCAUGGCUUGA